Messenger RNA from Didymodactylos carnosus, 939 nucleotides. The record is from the annotation of a GenBank genome assembly. NCBI's taxonomy places the organism in Eukaryota, Metazoa, Rotifera, Eurotatoria, Philodinida, Philodinidae.
AUGACAAGUUUACGAUCAAAGUCAUCUUAUCAUCAUCCACAACAACAACAACAACAACAACAAGCUAUUCCCUCUUAUCGAAAACGAAAAGAUCGUGUUAAACAACGUGCGCCCGAAUAUAUCGCUGGUGGUUUAGCCUCGGCAACCAAUAUUCUUCUUACAUAUCCUCCUAACAAGUUAAUAUUUCGUCAACAAAUUUAUGGUUUAACAUCUCAUGAUGCAUAUCGACAAUUGAAACGAGAAGGUUUCAUUACGUUAUACAGAGGUUUAUCGUUACCAUUGAUUCAAAAGACGAUAACGUUGGGAAUUAUGUUUGGCACCAAUCAUCAUUAUUUAAAUAUUCUUCAAACUACGUCAGGCAAAAAGUGUUGGUAUCAUCAACCGAUUGCAAGUGUGUUGGCAGGUUUUACUGAAGCCAUUUUAUGUCCACUCGAACGUACACAAGUCUUACUACAGACACCAAAAUAUCACACAAUACUUUCGUCAGCCACUCAUGCGUUCUCCGAAAUUUAUAAAGUUUAUGGUAUCCAAGAAUGUUAUCGUGGAUUUUGUUUAAUUGUAUUACGGAAUAGUACAAGUAAUGCGGUCUUUUUUGCUUGUCGAACACCACUAAAAAACAGAUUACCCAAAACUAAUUCAAAAUUAAAAAAUUCAUUGUAUGAUUUUAUUAGUGGUGGACUACUAGGUGCUUUAUUGAGUACUUUGACUUAUCCAAUUAAUCUUAUCAAAAAUAAUAUUCAGUCCGAAUUAGGUGGGAGAAAAAUUUAUGCAUAUCAAAUGUUACGUUCUGUAUACGAUGCUAGAGGACAAUCGAUUAAAGAAUUUUAUAGAGGAGCUAAAUGGAACUUUGUUAGGUCAUUGAUUAGUUGGGGUAUCAUAAAUACUUCUUAUGAAUUGUAUAUAUCAAUAGUUAAAUCGGCGUUGAUUAUAGAAGAAUAA